Erythranthe guttata (spotted monkey flower) is the source of this 1425-nucleotide messenger RNA. RefSeq names its product NAD(P)-binding Rossmann-fold superfamily protein. The record is from RefSeq and is a predicted model, not a curated record. Lineage: Eukaryota; Viridiplantae; Streptophyta; Magnoliopsida; Lamiales; Phrymaceae. Gene Ontology annotation, molecular function: 3-oxoacyl-[acyl-carrier-protein] reductase (NADPH) activity; NAD binding. Gene Ontology annotation, biological process: fatty acid biosynthetic process.
CAAAACAAAUAGAACAUUGUAGUCAUCGCCCACACUCACUUUGCCUCCUCGGAAUUUCCGAAGCUCUAUUUCUUCACCUUUUUUUAUAAUUUUAAUUUAAAGCCCUCUUUGUGUUCGACGUUAUUCCUCAGUGGCGACUCUCAUUUCUUCUCGUCUUCUCCUCCGCCCCUCCACACUCAUCGGAAUGGCCGCCGCCUCCGCCGCUGGAUCCGCCGUUGUUGCUUUCAAAUCCGCCGGCGUUUCCCACCGCAGGUUCGCCAAUUUCAGGCAGCUCUCGUCGCCGGUGAAGCUUCCGGCGUCGAUCAAUUUGCAAUGCAGAUCCCUGAGCUCCGUUUCUCCCUCAGGCAUAAAGGCUCAGGUUGCAACAGUCGAACAAGCGAGUACUGAAGCAGCACAGAUUGUCGAAGCUCCUGUUGUUGUUGUCACCGGCGCCUCAAGAGGUAUCGGCAAAGCUGUUGCUUUGGCUCUAGGGAAAGCUGGUUGCAAGGUUCUGGUUAAUUAUGCAAGGUCAUCAAAGGAGGCAGAAGAAGUUUGCAAAGAGAUAGAAGCGUCUGGUGGCCAGGCCCUUACUUUUGGUGGAGAUGUAUCAAAAGAAGCAGAUGUUAACUCAAUGAUGAAAGCUGCAAUUGAGGCAUGGGGAACAGUAGACGUUUUGAUCAAUAAUGCAGGAAUUACGAGGGAUGGUUUGUUGAUGAGAAUGAAGAUGUCUCAGUGGCAAGAAGUCAUCGAUCUAAACCUUACUGGCGUGUUCCUAUGCACACAGGCAGCUGCCAAAAUAAUGAUGAAGAAGAAAAAGGGAAGGAUAAUUAACAUCACAUCGGUUGUUGGUCUUGUGGGCAAUGUUGGGCAAGCCAAUUACAGUGCAGCAAAAGCUGGAGUAAUUGGAUUAACCAAGACAGUUGCCAAGGAAUACUCGAGCAGAAACAUUACCGUAAACGCUGUUGCUCCUGGAUUUAUCGCUUCUGAUAUGACUGCUAAGCUUGGUGGAGACUUUGAGAAGAAGAUAUUGGAGGCCAUCCCAUUGGGGAGGUAUGGCCAACCGGAGGAGGUAGCUGGGCUGAUUGAGUUCUUGGCCCUUAAUCCCGCCGCCGCUUAUAUCACUGGACAGGUAUUAACAAUUGAUGGAGGUAUGGUCAUGUGAGAGGCUUCUGUUAACUUUGUCCUUCGGCAAAUGGGAAGAAUUAUUCAACCAAAACUCCGACUUUUCUCGUACGUGUUUUGUGUUAAGUUUUGGAGUAAAGAUAGUUUUUGAAAUAAUAUAGUGAAGACAUGUAUGUUUUUUUUGUGAUACUUGCCGAAUUUCCGAGUUCAUUACCAGCAUUUUUAGUGCAGUUCUUUUUUGCGUCCGUCCGGUCAAUUUGCCAGCUAUGAAAUGGGCAGAAGGAUAUAUUAAUAGAAACUCUUGAUACAGUUUUUCUAAUUCAA